UCCCUUUUCCUUUUCUUUAAAUUCCGCCACUACCAUUUCCAACAACAUAGCCAUGCCCUCCAUGAAGACCUCAUCGUCCAAAACCUCCGAGUCCUCGACUCAGUUCGACUCGCCCCACUCGCCUCUCCGAUCCUUCCCGCUCUUCGACAACGCCGACCCCUUCCACUCGCCGCAAAAUGACAACUCCCGCGCCAUCGUCAUCGUCGAGACAACUUCGACUCAAUUCGCCCAGGCCGCGCCCCCCGCGCCGGAGUCCGAGCACCGGAACCCGCCUCCGGAGGCCGUGGUCACCCGCCCCGUUUGGCCGGAGACGAAGUCGUCGGCCACCGUUGGUCGGACGCGACCGAGGCCGGUGGCGCCGCCCAGUUCGGUGGUGCCGAAGAGAGAAAUGAUGGCGAAAAAAGUUGCAUUAGGGUUUCGGUUAAGCGAAGUAGUGCUGUGUCUGAUUUCGUUUUCGGUUAUGGCCGCGGACAAAACUCGUGGUUGGAGCGGUGAUUCUUUUGAUCGCUACAAGGAAUACAGGUAUUGUUUGUCUGUGAAUGUAAUCGCAUUUGUAUACGCUGCGUUUCAAGCGUGUGAUCUGGCGUAUCAGGUAGUAACGGGAAGACGCAUAAUCAAUCACCACCUGCGUUACCACUUUGAUUUCUUCAUGGAUCAGGUUUUGGCGUAUCUUUUGGUAUCGGCUGCAUCAUCUGCUGCUACACGCGUUGAUGACUGGCAAUCGAAUUGGGGAAAAGAUGAUUUCACAGAGAUGGCGAGUGCUUCAAUUGCGUUGACCUUUCUUGCUUUUGUUGCCUUUGCUAUUAGCUCGUUAAUCUCUGGCUACAACCUCUGCACUCUGUUCUCAUAGCAACAUUUUAACCUCGUAUAAGCUGUCUUUCCAUUGUACACACAACUACACACUUUUUUUUUCUUCUUUCUAUUCCUCUAUUCUUACUGCUGUGGAGGAAUGCAUUCAUGAGUGUUGGUGCCAGUGAUUUUUUUUUACUGUACAGAUAGACUUGUAUACGUACAAUUGAGGGAAUACUGUUCGUCUUAAAUCCGAAGGAUGGAGAAGGAAAUUUUUGUGUUCACCUUAAAAUACAAUUAAAUGAUUGUAUUUUAAUGUUGUUGCUUAAAAUUCGUUUAUGUUAUUCCAUAAAUGAGGUCGAGAUUUAAGGACUCGCCAAUUGAUAUGUUAUUUAUUCUCGUUUA
This is a messenger RNA of Glycine soja, 1194 nucleotides long. RefSeq names its product CASP-like protein 4A3. The transcript is spliced from 3 exons. The record is from RefSeq and is a predicted model, not a curated record. NCBI's taxonomy places the organism in Eukaryota, Viridiplantae, Streptophyta, Magnoliopsida, Fabales, Fabaceae. The coding region runs from base 53 to 850 and encodes 265 amino acids.